Molecule: messenger RNA, 2566 nt
Organism: Lacerta agilis (Sand lizard)
Lineage: Eukaryota; Metazoa; Chordata; Lepidosauria; Squamata; Lacertidae
Product: zinc finger and SCAN domain-containing protein 12-like
Exons: 7
Coding region: 381-2519 (712 amino acids)
Biological process (GO): regulation of transcription by RNA polymerase II
Molecular function (GO): RNA polymerase II cis-regulatory region sequence-specific DNA binding; DNA-binding transcription factor activity
Source: RefSeq, a predicted model, not a curated record
UGUUGCAGGAUACAGCCAGACCAGAAAGAGGACAGCUAGGUGCCUCUGUGGGGCUGAAGCAGAUCCAGCGCAGUGGGGCAGGAUGUGCUGGAAAAGAAGUUCCGUUCUUGCUGGCUGGACAUUUUGCUGAAUCCAGCAUAAAGUCACCAUUUGACAGGAGUGACUUGCGGCACCGGCGACAGAUCCUGCUGGUGGAACCUGGAGGAAUCAGCCUGGCAGAUGAAAACAUGAGAUCCGCUUAUUUUAAAGGAGGCUUGCAGGUCUCGAUGUGGCAACAUUUCGGAACCCUCGUCCUUCCGGUGAUGGGUUUUCCAGCUUAAAAUAAUACUUUCUACGCUCUCUGUGGAGAUUGCCUCCGGUGUUCAACGCCGUCGGACAAAAUGGCUGCCGAGCUGAGGGCCGGCGGAGUGAUGAGUUUCCCUUUGCAGAACGUUCUAGAACAUGAGACGAUCCCUGGCACGAAACUGAGGGAGGAAUCCCAAGCGGGGCUUCUGGAAUCCGAAGGGGAACGGGUGGUCCCUCGCGUCAUCCAGGUUGGGACCAUCGGGGAGCUUCUGGGCUGGGUGCCCCCCCAAGAGUUGACGCAGGGGUCUGAGGAGGGCUUGGCGCAACGCUGGGAAACUCAGUGGCAGGAGGUCCUAAAGGCCGUGCAGCCCUUUCCCUCCGGGUGGGGAAGCCAACAGCCGUCAAAACCGUUGCUGUGGGGCUCUUGUGAGGCCGUGACAGUUGCUGGCCAGUGGCCCAGCGGAGAUGGAGUCGCUCAGCUUCUGGUAGGCAGUGGCAGAGGAGCUCCAGCAGCCUUUAGCAAUCCAGCCGCUGGAGAAAACAGGACGUCGGAAAAAGAGGCCGUGGGAAAGGACGACACUAGCACCGAUGCGCGGGGCAGACAUUUCGGGCAGUUUGGCUACCAGGAAGCCGAGGGACCCCGAGAGGUUUGCAAGAAGCUCCGGGAGCUCUGCUGGCAGUGGCUGAAGCCAGAGAAGCACACGAAGGAGCAGAUCCUGGAGCUGGUGAUCUUGGAGCAGUUCCUGACCAUCCUGCCUCCGGAGAUGCAGAGCUGGGUCAGGGAAUGUGGCCCUCAGGCCUGUUCCCAGGCGGUGGCCCUGGCCGAAGAUUUCCUCAGACGCCAGCAACCAGAGGCCGAGGUGCCGGGGAGGCACGAGGAGGAGGUGAUUGUGGUCUCCCCUGAGGCCGAGUGGUCGCCGUUGGAGGGCAGCCUGGGUCCCAACUCACUAGUGAACCUUGAUGGCUAUGCAGUCUCAGCUGGAGAAACAACUCUGAAUGGGAGCAAGCUGGGUCCUUUCCAGAGAGGAAGUCCCAGGCAACCGGUGAUGCUCGGGACGUUAUUGGGGCGGCCUGGUUCCCUCGAAAGCAGCUGUGAUCUGGAACAGGAGAAUGAGACGGAGCCACUCGAGAGGUGGGACGAAGCCACGCUCUGCAGCGAAGGGGUCUACGAGACUGUUGUGCGCUUGGAGGAACAUGGCCACUGGUGCCUCGAAUGUGGCGAAAGCUUCCAGGAUUCAUGGCAGCUGGAUAGACACCAGAAGACCCACACUGGCCGCAAGCGUCCCGAAUGCCCGGAAUGCGGCAAGAGUUUCCGCGAUAUCUCGCAUGUCCUCCGGCAUCAGACAGUCCACACCGGAGAGAAGCCGUAUUCCUGCUCCGAGUGUGGGCAGAGUUUCACCCAGAAGCCGGCCCUCAAUAGACAUCUCAGAAAACAUCUGGAAGGAAAGAACUACACAGGUGUAAGCAUCACUGUCCGACCCCCGAAGACCCUUGUGGGCCGCAAACGACCCGAGUGCCUAGAGUGCGGGAAGAGUUUCCGGGACAUUUCGCAAGUCCUUCGUCACCAGACGGUCCACACGGGAGAGAGACCGUACAGCUGCCUUGAGUGCGGACAGAGCUUCACUCAGAAACCCGCCCUCAACAGACACCAGAGGAAGCACCUAGAAGGCAGCCAUGGUGCAGGUGAUGGAAAAGUGUCUUCAAGCCAGGAAAUGCAGCCAGGAUCCUUGCAGCCCAGCCCGUCAGCGACAUCCCAAGAGAGCGUUGCUGGCACCUUCUCCAGUGGAUACUGGCCAGCGGGGGACUCUCCGUGGGGAGCCGUCCCAAGCCGGGUUGUGGCAGUGACCAAAGCUCCCCGAAAAAAGCCGAACCGCAGGGGGCAAAGAAACCACUGGUGCUUCCUCUGCGCAAAAGGCUUCCGGGACAAGGCGGACUUGGUGAGGCACGAGAGGAUCCACACGGGUGAAAAGCCCUACUCGUGUCUGGACUGCGGGCGGCGGUUCAGCUACACGUCGAGUUUGUACAAGCACCAGCUCAUCCACCGGCAGCCCGUCAAUCCAGAGUUGAAACCGGUGACGGAGCAGCACUUAAAUCGUGGGCAAAAUGGUGUUGCGCACCCCCAGGCGGCUGGGGAGGAGGGGGCGUUGGGCAAUGGCGUGAAGGUCGAGGACUGCGAAGGGGAGCCUUACGCUGGGAAUGUGGUGCUGUUAGUAGGGGCGGCUGCAGAGAGGUGAAGAGCAUUUUGACAUUUUUAACAGGCAGAGUCAAAACCUCCUGGCUG